Molecule: messenger RNA, 1711 nt
Organism: Chrysemys picta bellii (western painted turtle)
Lineage: Eukaryota; Metazoa; Chordata; Testudines; Emydidae
Gene: LYRM7
Product: LYR motif containing 7
Biological process (GO): mitochondrial respiratory chain complex III assembly
Cellular component (GO): mitochondrial matrix
Molecular function (GO): protein folding chaperone
Source: RefSeq, a predicted model, not a curated record
CGGUUCUAUCGGGCACAAAUGCCCGCUGCACCCGGAAGUAGCCUCGCCGCCACUAGUAGAGCGCAGGGAAAAGUUCGGCGCAGGCACGGCCAGUAACGUUCCCUAGGGGAGGCGCUGAGACGCUACCGGGGCUGGAAUGUGACCUUCCGAUUGGCUCCUCAUGAGCGUGGUUCCGCUGGCCUGCUGCGUGUGGCGGGGAAGCUGCUGUGGCGAUGGGGAGUCGGGCGGAGGUUUUGAAGCUUUUCAGAGCAUUGCACAGAACACGGCAACAGGUUUUUAAAAAUGAUGCCAGAGCCCUAGAAGCUGCAAGACAAAAGAUAAAUGAAGAAUUCAGAAACCAUCAAGAUGAGACCUCUUCUGAAAGAAUAGCAGAGCUUAUGAAAAUAGGUUCAGAUGUCGAAGUUCUGCUCAGAACAUCUGUUAUACAGGGACUUCACACAGGUUCUGACAGUCUGAUGCUUAUACCCAGGAAAGAUCUGCUACUAGACAAUGUUCCUUACUGUGAUACUCCACCACGAAAGCUUUGAACCUUCAAGGAAUAAAGUACAUCUUUUUUUAUUUUCUUUUUCUCAAACCAAAAUUAAUUUCCUGGAACAAAAUCCCUGAAAACAAGUAGCUGAAAUCUCUGUGUUCAGACUAAACUUAGAAAAUAUUGAAUCCUUUUGGCAGGAAACAAAGAUUAACUCAAUCCACUGAUUGUACUCUGAACUAGGAAGGUGUGUUUGAGAGAAGCAAGAUUGAUGUUGUGUUUCUUCUCUUUAUUAGGAAGGAUUACAUUUCCAUAGAAACUAAAGUCCUAUGUUGUUUUCUAAAAAUAUCCUAGAUGUACUCUUUUAUCUCUGCCAGCACUGGGUAUUGUCAAGUCUGAAAAAAAGACUCCAGAGAAAAUGUUUCAUUGUCUUUCGGAGGAUUUGCAAAGAUUAAUAAUAAUAAUUACAAAUAGAAGUAGAGUGUUUAGUCCUGAAAAUAUUUAUUUAUAAAUUCAAAUAUAUUGACAAACUGCUGCAAAAUAAUGGUGAAAAACAUUCUAUAAUGUCUAGUUAUCUUUUUAAUUUUAAAUUGCACCACAGACCUGUUUUCUGAAAUUGUCAUUAUCUGUACAAUAGUGCACUGGUAGAUUGAGAGGGUUUUUAUAAGGCACACCUAAAUAAAUUAUCAGCCUUUACAGAUAGGACAAUGAGUCUGUGUUUAUAUUUUUAAUGUGCAAGGGUGACACAAGACUGUAUUGGGUUUGACUGUUUGGAUCACACUGGAGCAAGGAAACUUAGUCAGCCUAACAAAUUGUGCUAUGUUAAUUAGACCAAAAAGAACUUGCAUGUUAUGACCAUAGGUUGAUCUACUGAGGCAUUUGUCAAAAAUAGAGGCUGAUCACAUUCAAAGUGGUGAUCAGUAAUAACAUGGCUGUGUAUGCAUUUUAUUGCCAGAGCCAAUAAUUUUAGUUUCAAAAAAUAAUUAAUUGGAAUAACCUGAUAUAAGUAUUGUCAGUGAGGGAGAUGCAACCCACCAGUAUUUGAUAGAUAUAUUUUGAUAGAGAGAAAUGAUGGGGGGGGAUCUAGUCAGUUUAUUCAAAUGAAUGUGGUAGCAAAACUAACUACAUAAAAUGUAAAAUGUUCACUCUGAUUCACAAAAUUGCCUUAUUCUGUCAUUCUUCAAAUUAGAAAGUAGUUGUACAUUAUAAAAAAGUAUAAUAAAAUAGAUUGGUAAAUGAAAA